Anopheles coustani is the source of this 2136-nucleotide messenger RNA. RefSeq names its product translation initiation factor eIF-2B subunit epsilon-like. The transcript is spliced from 2 exons. Gene Ontology annotation, molecular function: translation initiation factor activity; translation initiation factor binding; guanyl-nucleotide exchange factor activity. NCBI's taxonomy places the organism in Eukaryota, Metazoa, Arthropoda, Insecta, Diptera, Culicidae. The record is from RefSeq and is a predicted model, not a curated record. Gene Ontology annotation, cellular component: eukaryotic translation initiation factor 2B complex. Gene Ontology annotation, biological process: biosynthetic process. The coding region runs from base 41 to 2029 and encodes 662 amino acids.
GCCUGCAACGUUGUUGUGAACGUUCCAUCACACGGGAAACAUGAGUAAAUCGAUCGAGAACGAGGAAAUCGUGCAGGCUAUUCUAAUAGCCGAUUCUUACAAUGACAACUUUCUUCCAUUUACGAGCGCGUGCCCGUUGGCGCUGCUGCCGCUGGUCAAUGUGCCGCUGAUCGAGUACACGCUCGAGGUGCUGAAUCGGCAUGGCGUGGAGGAAGUGAUCGUGUUUUGCAGCAACCAGAGCAACGAAGUCAAACGAUUCAUCCAUCAACGGCAGGCGGAAAAGUGCACCUGGUCGAUGAACAUGAUCAUCACGACCAUCAGCUCGGAGUCGUGCCGGUGUUUGGGCGAGGCGCUCCGCGAUCUGGAGGCGCGCCACAUCAUUCGGGGCAAUGUGAUCCUGCUGGGCGUGGACAGCGUCACCAACGCGAACCUGACGUCGCUGCUCGAGGAGCACAAGCGCCUGUUGAAGCUCGAUCGCGGUGCGGCGAUGACGGUGGUGUACAAGGACACCGUGCAGGGGCUGCGCACCGGCAACGAGGUAAUGAUCGUGACGGACAGCUCGACUCGCCGGUUGCUCUACCACCAGCGGUUAACGCAGCAGCAGCAGCAGAGGGAGCGCAACUUCGAGCUACCGCUGGAGCUGUUCGUUGCAAACCGAAACGUGACCGUGAGCCAUGGAUUGCUCGAUCCGCAGAUCGCCAUCUGUAGCCACGCCGCGUUGCCUUUGUUCGCGGACAACUUCGAUUUUCUUUCGCGCGACGACUUCGUGAACGGAGUGCUUAUUAACGAGGAGAUUCUCAACAGCCGCAUCUACGUGGCCAAGCUGGGCCGGGAGGAGUACGCGAUGCGGGUAAGCAACUGGCAGACGUACCACAUGGUUUCGCUGGACGUGAUGAACCGCUGGGUGUACCCGCUAGUGCCGGACAUGGCCAUCAGUCAGGUGUGUCCGUACUAUAAGUACUAUCGCAACAACAUCUAUCGCCAUCGCAACGUCGGGCUGAGCCGGUCCUGCGAGCUGGACGGCGAUCUGGUGGUGGCCGAGAACAGUACGAUCGAGGAGGACACUUCUAUUCGCCAGUCGGUCGUCGGUCGUGGCUGUAAGAUUGGGCGUAAGUGUCGCAUCAGGAACAGCUUCCUCUUCGACGGUGCCACUGUCGGUGAUAACUGCGUGCUCGAUCAUUGCGUCAUCGCCAGCGGCGCUUCGGUGGGCGCCGGCUGUCACAUCAGUGAUGGCGCGGUGCUAGGCGAGCGAGUGGAGCUACCGGGCGGCAUGACCGUGGCAAAGGUUCUGAUCCAGGCGGACAAACCAGACGACGAGUGGGGAGGUGCGUCGCAGAAGCUGGCAGAGCGGGCGUACACGGUACCGGAAGAGCAGCCAGACGAGGACGAGGACGAGGACGAAGACGUCGAGGUGCGCGAAAUGUUCAAUCAACCACUUCCGAUCGCUCCGCUGCGCUCGGUGUACUCCCCGUCCAUCUACCAGCUGUCGGAUGAUGAAGGGCCGAGCGGGGCACCGAGCCCGGUGCAGGAGGACUCCAGCAUCUUUCUCUCGGAGGUGGUCGAAUCGCUCAAGCGCGGCCUGGCCGAGCAGACCAACGCCGAGUACCUGAUACUGGAGAUCAACUCGUCCCGCUACGCGUACAACAUGUCGCUCGGCGAGGUGAACUUCUACAUGGUGAAAGCGAUCCUGCAGAUCCUGGUCGUGCAGGAGGGUGUGGCGACGAACGCGGUCGGCACGCUGCGCAAGCUGCUGGCGUACUUUGGCAUCGUGUUCCACAACUACAUCCGCGACAAGGACGCCAUGCUCGACUGCCUGAAGGCGUUCGAAGAGAUGUGCCAGUCGAACGAAAUCAUACGCGCGAAAAUCGUACAGCUGCUCCAUUUCCUCUACGAGGGCGAUCUGGUGAGCGAGGAGGUCAUCAUCCGCUGGUACGAUGGCGUCGAGGACGAGACGCUCAAGAGCACGCUCGCUAAGUUUGUGCAAUGGCUCAACGAGUCCAGCGAUGACGAAAGCGACGACGAGGAUUAGGAAGAUUACGCGUCCGCACACCUUCCGCUGAAGGAUCUAGCUUUCGGUACAAAUAAAUUCAUCCACCUCCGUGUACUGUUUUCCCGCCCAAAAUUCGCUGAUGGGUC